Acromyrmex echinatior (Panamanian leafcutter ant) is the source of this 1463-nucleotide messenger RNA. RefSeq names its product transport and golgi organization 11 (gene Tango11). NCBI's taxonomy places the organism in Eukaryota, Metazoa, Arthropoda, Insecta, Hymenoptera, Formicidae. The record is from RefSeq and is a predicted model, not a curated record.
AUGUCAAAGACGCACAGUCCAACACAUUUUAAAAUUAACACGCGGAUGCGAGUUCCCAAGAGUAUUCGUGUAAACGGAGAUUAUCCAAACGAAGAUAUCGCUAUCACAAAUAGAGCUACGUGGAAUCAAAUACCUGGUAUGGAUAAACUUGAAAUGCAUGUACCAGAGAGGAUUCUUGUUGUUGGACAAGAGCAACAUGUUGGUACUAAGGCACCACCACCAGAAAUUGUUUUAGAAAAUGCUGUAAUGCGCACUGAGCCAGCUAUAGUUAGAGUACAGACACCUCCGAGAAUUUUGACUCUGGACAAUCACUACUUCCCAGCAGUGGAUGAAGAUGAUCCUCCUAUAAAUCACAAUGAAGUUGCAAAACCAGUAGAUGUACCUAAAACAUAUAAUGCAGAAACACAGAUAACAAGACAUGUCAGAGAACAAACACCUUUUAAUGCUCUCGACGUGUCUCUGCCGCCCACUGAGGAAGUUCAGCACUUACGUCGUCAAGUAGGUAAAUUAAAUCGCAGAGUGAUGGCACUCGAAUUAGACAUGUUACAUCGCCAACAAAGAGACAAGCUCCUGUAUAUCGCGACCGUAGCAUAUUUCAUUUUAAAAGCUUUUUCCUGGCUAACCAGAAAUUGAAGCAAAUUGAAAAGAAGAAAGGAAUAAAAAAGAAAAAUGCCAGAGAUAUUUAUUUCCUUAAAACAAAAAAUGAUAAACCAGCAUUGAGUCAUUCUUGCUGUAAGAAAGUAUAACCAAAGACUUUUUGUCACAGUCUCGUGAUCGGUCAUCGGAAAUAGACGACGAUAUAGCAUACGCGUGUGAGUGUUUCUAUAUCAUAUAAUUAAGAAGACAGAUCAAAAGUAUAAUGAUCGGAUUGUCUUAUCGUAAUUAAAAGUAAAUCUCGCUUAUAUAACUUUAAAGAAUAUGUGUGUACUCUGUUAGAUUUGACAAUAUGUUAUUGUUAAUGUAUAUAAAACAUUCGGGGAAUUAAUAAAGUGGGUCAAUUUUCAUAUAAUGAAUAUACCAGAUAAUAGUCAUCGCAUGUACACUAAAUUGAUCAAAUGAAUAUCUCAUUUUUAUUUUUCAGUAUUAUGAAGUCCUAGAAAUGAUUUUUUUUUUUCGAUAUAUCAUGAAAAUGAUAUUCGUUGUUACAUUAAUUAAUCAAGUAGUACGAUUUAUUCCUAAAUAGUUAUUUUCUGUGGCCAUAGCAGUUAGAAUUGUAAUCUUCUAUUGUGACUAAUGAGAUUAAUAAAGUUAUUAUUACCAAAAUUUUAUAACGUUACAAAUGUACAUUGUAUAAAAUUAUGUAAUUAGGAGUAAUCUAUACUUAUGAGACACUGUGAGUCAGCAUGAAAACCUUCCUUGUGAAUUAUAUUUAACUUUAUUUUUGUACUUCAUAUAUCUUUUGUCAUUUAGAUUACUUACAGAUAGUUGCUUUCAAAAUUGUAAUAAAAGUGUGUGUUAAUAUA